Molecule: messenger RNA, 774 nt
Organism: Aspergillus viridinutans
Lineage: Eukaryota; Fungi; Ascomycota; Eurotiomycetes; Eurotiales; Aspergillaceae
Product: SDR family NAD(P)-dependent oxidoreductase
Exons: 4
Coding region: 1-774 (257 amino acids)
Molecular function (GO): oxidoreductase activity, acting on the CH-OH group of donors, NAD or NADP as acceptor
Source: RefSeq, a predicted model, not a curated record
AUGGGCUGUCUUCAGAAUCGCGUCGCAAUAAUCACUGGCGCCUCAUCAGGGAUAGGGCUGGCUGCCGCACUAGCUGCCCUAGAGGCCGGGGCCAGUGUAUUCGCCGUCGAUAUGUCGCCCUUUCCAGCCGCUCUUGAGGCCAGUGACAAGUGUCGGGCAAUGCAAUGCGAUCUUACAGAUCCCGGUACGCCACGGAAAAUUGUUGAAACCUGUACCUCGGCCUUCGAUGGCCGUAUUGACAUUCUGAUGAAUAUUGCCGGAGUAAUCGACCAUAAUGCCAGCGUCGACGCCGUCACGGACGAGGACUGGGAUCGGUGUAUGGCUGUCAACCUUACGGCGCCGGUAAAACUGAUGAGAGAGGUUAUCGGGGUCAUGAGGAAUCGGAAGUCUGGGGUUAUUAUAAACAUGGCAAGCCGGGCUGGAAUGAGUGGUGCCGCGGCAGGCGUAGCCUAUACGGCGAGUAAGCAUGGUCUUAUCGGAGCGACGAAGAAUGUUGCUUGGAGAUUCAAAGGGGAGAACAUCCGGUGCAAUGUGCUGUGUCCGGGGGGCGUCGCGACUGGGUUACUAAAUAGUAUUGAUCCAGCUCGGUUUGACCAGGAAGCCACCUCAAUGCUCCAGCCUAUCUUUUCCGCCGUGUACGCAAACCGGGCAGAUGGAUAUGGGGUCAUGAUGCCGAGCGAAGUAGCGUCUACUAUUGUGUUUUUGUGCUCAGAUCAGGCUUCUCGAAUCAACGGAGCCGUCCUUCCCAUUGACGAUGGCUGGUCUACUAUAUAA